Molecule: messenger RNA, 484 nt
Organism: Apis dorsata (giant honeybee)
Lineage: Eukaryota; Metazoa; Arthropoda; Insecta; Hymenoptera; Apidae
Product: putative protein TPRXL
Exons: 2
Coding region: 36-383 (115 amino acids)
Source: RefSeq, a predicted model, not a curated record
GCCAAGAGAAUACAGUGUAUAUUCUUUUUACGCUUAUGCUUUUGAUUACAUCGUUUUCGUUGUCGUCGUCGUCGUCGUCGUCGCCGUCGUCGUCGUCGUCGUCGUCGUCGUCGCCGCCGUCGUCGUCGCCGUCGUCGUCGUCGUCGUCGUCGUCGUCGCCGCCGUCGUCGUCGCCGUCGUCGUCGUCGUCGUCGUCGUCGUCGCCGCCGUCGUCGUCGCCGUCGUCGUCGUCGUCGUCGUCGUCGUCGUCGCCGUCGUCGUCGUCGUCGUCGUCGUCGUCGUCCUCGUCGUUAUCGUCAUUGUCGUCGUCGUCGUCGUCAUCGUUGUGGUUGUCGUCAUAUUCUCAUCCUUAUCGACAACGUACGCAGCCUGUGAUACUAUAAUAUACGCAAGUAUCACGAUAUUGCACGUCGUAUACCAUUACUGCUUCAAAAUUAAAAAGAAUAAUCUAUUAACCGUCGUUGUUCUGUCACAUUACACGCCA